AUGGCGGCCGCAGUCUACCCCGACCGGCCCAUCAGACCCCUCNCCAAGAACCGCCUACGAGAACAGCUGUCGCCCGAACAGCAGAGCCAGAUCAUCUAUCCACCCGAGCCUCCGUCGACCUCACCCCUCUUCAGCUUUCCAUACGGCGUUGUCGAGAAGAUGGACNCCCGCGCCCUCAACCACCACGACUCGCACAGUCACUGCACCUGCAAUGGAGACCACCAUGUCGAUGAGAGCGACGAAGAUGAAGAGCUGAUCGCAUAUGACCACCCAAACUACCGCUGGUCCUCCCCCGUCAACGAUGGCUCCAGAGUCGACAGCGUCCAGAGGAAACUCAUGGCAGCAAAGGCCCCUCCAGCCCCGGCAUCUACCGCCUCUUCAGCUGACGGUUACGAAUCAUUCGAGAACACGAGCAACAAGAAGAAGCGCAAGAUUCCUCUUUCUGGCGGUGGCGGUGUCCACCAGUCCAGUCUGUCGCAAGAGUUGGCAAACAUGGGUAUCGCAUCAAGGGAAGAGCACUUGCAGGAUUCGAGGCAGUUGUCAGGCAGUGGACGUGGCAGGUUUGGCAGGCAACACAACGCCUACGCUUCCAGCCUUUCGGCAAAGUCGCGCGGAGGCAACUGGAAGGGCGACGGCACUCGCACCAAACAAGCCGACGGCAUCAUCUCCCAGGCCAUUGCCAGCGCACACCAGGACCAAGACCAGGAAGCCCCGACUACGCCGACCAAGCAGAACAACGAGAGUCUCCUUGCCCGCUCGCCCUCACAAACGACGACACCGCAGACGCAGUUCACCUUUACCUGCGAGUCCGACUCGUCCAACAAGAUGCUCUGGCCCCAGCAACAACCCACUCCUAGUCCAAACUCGAUGCCUCGCUCACCCCUGGCCAACCACUCGGCUUCUCGCUCUCAGCAAACUCAUGUCCCCACUCACACCAACCCUCCUGCGCCGCCUGUACAACCUGUUCAACCACAGCAACAGCCCCGCAAACCUCGCCCUCGCCGCCCCAGCAAGGAAUUUGCCCUUCAAGAACGCCAGCGACGUCUCCAGCAAGAAUACACAAACUACCACACUCGUCCGACACCGGCUUCCAUGUGGAUUUGCGAAUUUUGCGAGUACGAAGACAUCUGGGGUGUCCGUCCCGAAGCUCUGAUUCGUCAGUACGAGAUCAAGGAUCGCAAGGAACGUCAGNAAGGCAGAGGAAAGAAGGCGUCUCUUGGAAAAGGCAAAGCAAAAGAACAGAAAAGGAAAGAAGAACAAUGCAAGGGAAAGCCCGCUCCAGCUCAGACAUAUCCUGAUGAGAACGUCGGUCCUGACGACAGGCAUGAUGAGGAAGACGCGGAGUUUGACGAUGGUUACGAUGCUGUGACCCACACGGCUGAACCCAGAGAUCAUGGAUACGCUGCCGACUACGCCUACGAUCGGCCGCCAAAAGCUCCCGACAAAGACGACCUCCGCCAUGACCAACAGCAUCCGCAGCCCUUGCAGCAGCGAAGGCAGUAG
Molecule: messenger RNA, 1503 nt
Organism: Aureobasidium musti
Lineage: Eukaryota; Fungi; Ascomycota; Dothideomycetes; Dothideales; Saccotheciaceae
Source: the annotation of a GenBank genome assembly